AAUUAAUAUUCUACAUGUUCCUCCAACCACUCUCCAGAGCUCACAAAAGCGAUAUAAAAACCGUGUGAAGUCUCGCAAGGUCACAAUGGCUUUAACAGUGAUAGUGCUGAGAGGAGCAGCUCUGUUCUUGCUCCUUGUGACGGGCAGUCACGCCUUCCUCGCGACGCCCCUAAACGCGAGCGAUCCUGAUGUCGUCAAUAUCCUGUGUCCGGAGCAGACGAAAGGUGUGACCCGUGACCACAAGUGGAUCACCCGUGAGGCCAUCCGCCGAAACAUUCGCCGUUUUUUCCUGGAUUACCCGCCGUUGACGCAGCCAGAAUUUAACGUCCCCACCGACGCCAGCCUAACGGAGCUCUACCGUGCGUACUACGGCGCCUCCUCCUCGCCCGUCCGAUUCAUCAAGGCGGUCAACUCAGUCGCAGCGUCUAACGUCAAGGCCGACUCCGUGAGGCAGCUCAGAUAUGACCCGGCUUUACAAGUUGAUGCAGAGCGGUUAGAGGACGCAGAGGAGAGCCUUGGUAGCAGGUACCCACUGAUCCUGACCUCCAUCCUUCAAGACGAGGCCUACUCCGCCGCUCGCUCUCUCCUCGGCCUCUCACUCCACACACUCCAGAAUUUCUAUUCCCACUCCACCUGGAUCGAGCAAGGGAAUGAAGGCAUUUUAGCCGACUUGGGUUUUCCCGGAUUUGCUUUCAACUCCACAGCGGGUCCUGAGGAAGCUGUGUGUACCCCUUGUUCUGAUGCGCAGGGUCCCUGUACCGAGAACGUGGUGAUCGGAGCAGGCCUCACUACCGGAUAUUACCAGUACGUAGACGAGGCUGCGAGUGGGUUCCUUGUCUCGAAGCCUACGGAUGGUGGUAAGUGCAGCCACGGCGGGGUACUGGACGACAGCUCCUCAGCGCCUGCAGAAGGAGGGAUCAACAAGGACACAGCCUCGCCUUGCUUCUCGCCUCACUUCCACUUGCACGAGAAUACUCAAAAAACCGAUUCUCAGGCUACAGACCAAUACCUCAAAGCGAUCCUCGACGCCGUGGGUAACGAGAAGUACCGAAGGUUAUUCGACUUGUACGAAGGCUCGGCGCUGUCCAUUGUGAUCGACACGACACAGUCCAUGGGCAAUGACAUCGCAGCAGUACAGGACCAGGUCGCGCAGAUCGUCAAUGCCUCAUCUCCGGAACUCUAUAUUCUCGCGCCGUAUAAUGACCCGAGAGUGGGCCCUCUGACGAAGACGGACGACCCUGAGGUAUUCCUGGACGCCGUGAACGCCCUGCACGCCGAGUACGGUGGAGACGUCCCCGAGCUCUUCUGGCACGGCCUUCAGCUAGCUUUGAGCAACACCCCAGACUACGGCAACGUUUUCUGCUUCACGGACGCGGGUGGAAAAGACGGUGCUAUAAUGGAGAGCAUGAUUGCGCUAGCUCAGAGUCGCGCCAUGAAGGUCAACAUCAUAUACAGCGGCAAGAUCACCAGCCCGACGGCGCGCCUCGUCACAGGCAUCCCUGAGUACCGGGAACUUGCCGACGCCACCGGAGGCCUGUUCAUCCCUUCCAACAAGUUCGACGUCGACUUCAUCACGCCCAUCCUCGGGGAUAGCGUCGAGAGCUCAGAUGUAGAUAUUACAGUUCUGAAGGACCUGACGGGGGUGCAAGUUAUAGACGUUCCGAUCGAUGACUCCAUUCUUGACUUCAGUAUCCAUCUUCCUGGCUACGUUGACAAAGCCGUAUUGCGGGAUAUUACAGGAACGGAAUAUAACCUGACGGACGUGACCGAGCUGGAGUCGACCCCCGGCGUGGAGGUGGUGGCCUUCGCAGAGGCUCUGAGGGACAUCCGAUGGGUGGCUCCGCGCUACGGCAUGUGGGAGCUCUAUCUGGAGAGCACCUCCAACUACAGCUUAUCUGUGACUGCCAACUCGACCCUGGCGUGGCUGGGGGAGUUCUGCAUCCUGGAUCCGUCGCCACCGCACCCUCACUACCGCCCUGCCGAAGGCCGUCCGCUAACCAACACUGUGUAUUACCUUGAAGUUAUGUUAGUGGGAUACUUGGAGAGCGAAGUCAUAGAUGUGCACCUCGUCGAGUUCGUUGAUGUGUCCGGCUCGCUUCUCCGCACGAUCCCUUAUAACGAGGGAAUCGACGACGUCUUCUACAUCCGAGCUGAACCUCUUCCCGAGCAGCAUUUUUACAUGAAACUCUACGGCAAAGUGCACUCCGGGAACACAUUCAGCCGACUUCAACCGGUACUGAUUACGCCAGUGAAGGCAAGUGUGGAGGUACUCGCGACUUCAGACGACUUGUCCGCCAAACCCGGCAACUUAGCACAGGGAGACUUUCUUGUGACAAACUUCGGCCUCGAGUCUGACUUCAACAUCACCGGCACAGACAGCGGGAAGUUCUUGCAUUAUAUGGAGCCUACUGUGAUCCAUCUGACGGAAGGUGGCAGCGGGACGGUGACGGCGCACUUCAAGGUGAAGACUGGCACUGCCCCUGGCACUGUCAGCACGGUCAUGGUCACGGCACGGAGCCUCAAGCAGACGUAUUCUGUCAACACUGCUAUUACCCACUUCCACGUUGUGCCGAAGACGGAAGACGACAUUCCCCCGACCUGCACUCUCGCAAACAAACCAGACUGCACCGGGUUCACUUACAAUGGCAUCUGCAGCCAGAAGAACUGGACGGUCGAAGCAGCAAUCCAGGAUCUUGGCUCUGGUCUGAGCAACGUCUACGCUCGUCCUGAUGGCAUCGCGUCCGUGGUGGUUGGGCUAGCUCCUGGUACCAAAGAUCUCGUGAAUGUGACAUACUCUGCCGACUGUUGCUCCUCUCAAGUGGAUAUCAUCGGUGUGGAUACGCAAGGGAAUGUUGGGAAAUGCGUUAUCGACAUGGGGGCUCUGGGAGGUUACAUUCUGGACUUGGAGGCAGAUGAGGUGGGCGAGACGUGGGUGCUCCUGCGCUGGGAAAUCACCUCCUCUGACCUCAAUCUCCACAAGUACCGCCUCCUCAUCAACAACGAUUUCACGCAGGAAUUCUUGUGCAGGGAGUCCAUAUGCCACCACAACGUGACCUACCUGGACCCAUGCGCCUUUCAGUCUUUCGAACUCACGCCUCACUUCUACGUAGGAGGUGAAGACCGUGCAGGGCAGCCGGCGUACACUAAGGCUACUACACUCGACACCGAUCCUGAAAUGCCUUCCAACGGCGUGCAGGUCAACACCACUUUAAGUACGAUCACGGUAUCUUGGGACGCCGUCAGCUCCAAGUGUGUCAGUCAGUUCGAGGUGUGUUACCGGCCCUUCGGAUUCGACGCCACCGAAAUCUGCGAACGGACGGCGCUCCUGAACUACACGCUGCAGGGAAUUGAGGCCUGUGCCGUCUACGAGGUGUCAGUGCAGGCGGUCUCUCCCUCAGGACGUCGCAGCCAGGCGCUCGAGUUCUUUGUCAAUAGCGAGGAUGCAGAACCCGAAGCCCCCCGCAAUGUGCAGGUGAACCACGUGAGGGAGGACUCGGUCACCAUCACAUGGGACAAUCCUCUGUUUCGGGUUCACUGCAUCGACAGGUACGUCAUUUCCUACGGCGAAGUGAGGAGGACUGUUCACCUCACAGAAACAGCCGUUCGAGGUGAGCACUAUGCCACAGUGUACCCUCUCCUUCCUUGCACGAAUUAUACCAUUGACGUGUUUGCUGUCUCGAUCACGGGGAAGGCAGGACCCGGAGUGAGACUGAGUGCUGCCACGUUGGAAGAUCCAGACCCUGAACCAGUCAACAGCCUCCUCGUGAACAGCGCUAACACAAGCUCCCUGCACGUGAUCUGGGCGUCGCUCGAGAACUGCCUCGACCACUACCACGUCUGUUACUACGAACCGAGCACGCCCUUCGAAACGUGCCAAGAUAUAACAGAAAGGGAGAUUCACCUCCGUGACCUAAAACCUUGUACAUCUUACACCGUCUUCGUCAGUACAGUUUCUUUCUCUGGAAUCGUCAGCAACAGGACGUCUCAGUCGUCACGCACUCUGGAUGUCCAGCCCGGAGAUCCUCAGAACUUAAGGGUUACAAGCGAAACGGCACACACCAUCGAGAUCAAGUACGACCCCCCGACGACCAACCCCCAGUGUGCCAACGAGUACGACAUCCAGCAGAUAAAACUCGACAGCUAUCGACGCGCAUCACAGCCCGAGUUCAUGCAAGAGAUCAUCUUCUCCGACAUGGAGGCGUGCACGAACUACGAAGUGCGUGUGAGAGCCGUGUCGACCGAUAAACAGGCCAGUUCGUGGGUGUCGACCAACGCCUCAACCUCGGAAGACAUCCCUAACAAACCACAGAGCUUCGAAGUGCUUGAAACGACCGCCUCGGCCGUGACUUUGGUGUGGUAUCGACCCGAGGAGAACGGUCAGUGCGUGAGUCAGUAUGCCCUUGAGUGGUCUGCUCCUGACGGAUCCUCAUACUCGAAGACGGUGACGUCCUUGGACUUCCAGGUGAGGGAGGACGUGACUGGCCUAACCGCGUGCUCGGAUUACCACUUCAACGUCACCGGAAUCACCUCGUCUGGUGCUCGUGGGACGUCGGCUGUACUCAACGCUGUCACCACUGGUUGCCUCUAGUCCUGACGGUGGAGGCGGUCAGAGGAGUGAAUAAAGUUUUUUUGUUUUUUUUUAUUACUGAAGAAUAGUACGCCGAUUUAAACGCGCAUAAUGAUGUGUUGCGUCUUUAAGUGUGGAUGGGAGUCUUUUUCAUUUAAUUUCCCAUGCUCUGUGAAAGCAUUGAUAGCGAAUCAUUAAUGUUUACUUGUUUGUACCAUUCACCAUUGAUAUGCAAUAUGCAUAUUUUUUUUUUCGGUAAAGCCAUUCUGCAUAUGUAUUUUGGGUAUUAUCUUACCCGUUAAAAAGAUAUUGAGUAAAAUAUAUCUUUAGCUGUUGAUAAAGAUAUAGAAAUAAAACAUAUCCUUGAUCUA
Molecule: messenger RNA, 4938 nt
Organism: Penaeus monodon (black tiger shrimp)
Lineage: Eukaryota; Metazoa; Arthropoda; Malacostraca; Decapoda; Penaeidae
Product: von Willebrand factor A domain-containing protein 7-like
Exons: 26
Coding region: 86-4588 (1500 amino acids)
Molecular function (GO): protein binding
Source: RefSeq, a predicted model, not a curated record